UGAAGAGUUCCUGGAUCCAUAUCUCCACUGGCAGACGUAUUUUUUUACCAGGUACACUUCUAGGCUGAUGUCAACUGGACACUGUAGAUGUGAUGGCUACGGGUGGUCGCGCUGAGUAGGGGCCAGGUUUUAUAUCCGAAGGGCCAACCUUGUAGUCGGGCAAGUUUGGUUCGGCAGCCGACCUCAACUCAAGCCUGGGCGCGCGAAAGUCUCAGCGUCGUCCACACUCCUUUCCUUUCUUUCCUUCAGCCUCUCGACCGUCCACACUCCAAUUCCGCCAUCUUGCCAGCACCUUAUGCAAGGCCCGAGCCUAUACGUGGAAGUGUGACUGCGAGCGACCCGUUACGAUACCCAGAGCGGCUGGCCUGCUGACCCGAGAUGGUGAAUGCCAAAUAUGUCGCCUUUACAGUCAACAAGCAGACUCCAUUCCUGCAGACACCGGAUCAAGCCUACGCAACCGUGAUCAACUGUCGGCGCCCCGGCGGGAAGCGUGCGGGGCUGGCGCAAGAGGUACGGUCUCACAAUGUGCCCUUGGCAAUGGUCGAAGGCAGUUUGAAGCGCAAGCGGGGCGACGAGGGCAGAAAGGACUCUGAGCAGGCGGCAAACCCUGCUGUCUACUCGGGAAACGAUGCGACGACUCCACUCGUUGCGGCACCGGCCCGCCAGCUGCUAAAUCAACAGUGGCAGCAGCGCAAGCCGACGAGAUUACGGAGGGGCAAGAUCUUGUCCAAAGGCGUCGACUUGGACUGUUGGUUCAUCAUACUUUCGUAUUCGGACCCUGCGCAGCUGCUGGAGAUGCGUAGCAAGAUUGCCUCAUGCUAUCGGUUUUUGCGGGAUAACCCCAUGCUCUGGAAGCAUAGCAGGGAUUACUACUACGGAAACGACAUGCCGGACCCACCUCCAGGUCUCACCGAGUUCCAGUUCGCCCAUCUGCGUCAUGGGCAUGGCUGUAUGGACUGCGGUGCGCCAAACACUCGCAAGACGUUCUGGGCCUUUCUGCGUCGCAUGUGCAAAGACUGUCUCAACAACCAGGUUGUCAAGGAAUACGAUGCAAUUGCCCAGCUGCGGGGCCUAAACGGCGAAGACGUUUCUUACAUCCGUGCUGCUCUGCCCAGUGGCAUCUUCGAUUCUUGGGGCAACUUUGUCGGCGUGGGGCCCGCGAGUACGCAUGCGUUGAAGACCAUCUACCUGCGGUCAGAUGUACAGAAGCUCGUUGCCGAGUUCCACAGGGAGUCAAGAGAGAAGACUCCCAACACAGAAGAGACUGCCGCAUGGUGGACUGAAUGGCUGGCUGCAAAGGCCAAGCAGGUAGAAGAGCGCCAGAUGUUUGCAAAGAAAAUGGAGCAAUGGGAAGAGAUGCAGCGAACAGCUAGGACCUCCGACUAUAACGCAAAGAAGUCACGGCGCAAGAACUUUUUCAAAGAAAAGGCGUUGCAACUGACUCCGCCCAUCAGCGUCAAAGAGCUAGAAGCCUGCCCGGCCUACAAGCGUGCCAUCACCAUUCCUAAAGAUCCCAAUAACACGUCCUGGGAUCUCCUCAAGCCCAAAAUCGUCAAGGAAGCAGCCGAGAACGCAGCCAAGAGGAAUAUGGAAGAGUCGCGACCACCAACAGCAUCCAACUCUGGCAUUUCCACACCUACCAGCAGCCUAGACGGUUACCCACACCCGCAUCCCUAUCUCGGUAUGAUCAUGGGUAUGCCUCCGCACAACGGCCAUCUGUAUUGAUCAUUUUCGUUUGUGCAUUUCACGUUUGGAUGAGUAAUACACGAGAGAGGUAAUGUUUCGGGUAAUGAUCGCAUUCAUGUCAUGGCAUUGGAGUUGUUAUUCAUUCUGGUUUCUUCACGCACACAAACUGAGUGAGCAUUUCCUUGCAAGGCGUUAAUCAAGACUUGGGAUUGCAUUGAAGGACAGCGGAUGGGAGGCGUUGACUGUGUUGGCUUCUUUUUCAUUACCGGUACGAACGCCUUGGAUAUUCGCAGUAAUUGAACUCAUGUUUUACUUGA
Messenger RNA from Alternaria alternata, 2003 nucleotides. RefSeq lists its product as hypothetical. The record is from RefSeq and is a predicted model, not a curated record. The transcript has a single exon. NCBI's taxonomy places the organism in Eukaryota, Fungi, Ascomycota, Dothideomycetes, Pleosporales, Pleosporaceae. Bases 379 to 1725 code for a protein of 448 amino acids.